Pocillopora verrucosa is the source of this 2078-nucleotide messenger RNA. RefSeq names its product nanos homolog 1-like. Gene Ontology annotation, molecular function: mRNA binding; zinc ion binding. Lineage: Eukaryota; Metazoa; Cnidaria; Anthozoa; Scleractinia; Pocilloporidae. The record is from RefSeq and is a predicted model, not a curated record. Gene Ontology annotation, biological process: oogenesis; negative regulation of translation. Gene Ontology annotation, cellular component: perinuclear region of cytoplasm.
AGCUUCUCCUUAAAGCAAUUUUUCAAUGUGCCUUUCAAACUUAUUCACAGUGGCUAUGAUAAGUGACAAGACUGCGUUUGAAAAGCUUUGCGACAGCUGCCGUCGGUGGUGGUUGGCGGGUAUAAUUGUGGAUCCAUGCACGCAUUAGUUUAAGUCUCCCAAUCUCAGGUGCCGUCGUGCUAUUGUUGGAGCCAGAACCCGUACACUUCAUUCACAAAGUUAAUCACCCCGAUCGAAACAAGUGCAAAAUUUUCACUACUGGCGGUCGCGGUCACUGGAACUCGGAGAGCUCGGGGUAAAUUCGUUAAAUAUAGUCUCUAGAUUCCUCACACUAAUUUAAAAACUGACUCACGAGUCGCUUCUUUGAAACAAUGGGAGACGAGAUGUUGAGCGUGUUUUACAGUGGAGAUAUUUUUGCCGGCCACGGUAAGAUAAGCGCUCGGGAGGUAGCGAACCUGAAGGCAAGUUUCGACGAAAAGAGCGAAUUUCGCCUUUUCAGGGACUAUUUUGGACUCAUAAGACUUGUACAGAACGCUGAGUUGAACGGUAAAGGAACUGCAGGGAUAGACAGUUUGUAUGAUUUCACCUACACCAAAAGAUCUCGUGUGGACAGCGUGGGAUCGGAUCACUCUCUAACGAGCUCGGGUUCUGGUGGAAAUCCAGACAUUGAAUUGUGCAUUGAAACGUCAAAAGCGCCAGGCUCAUCUCUCGCGCCCGGCGCACCAACCAGAAACGUUUCCAAACGGAACGCCGAAAACAACAGCGAAGUGGCCAAUCGCAACCGGAAGAACCGCGAAAGUAAGAAGAACAGAAAUGCGAACGUGUGUGUAUUUUGCAGAAAUAACGGAGAAAGCAAAAAAGUCUAUUCAAGCCAUGUUCUGAAGGAUGCCGAGGGGAACACUACAUGUCCAAUACUCAGAGCAUACACAUGUCCUCUAUGCAAAGCAUCCGGGGACCAGUCGCACACCAUCAAGUACUGCCCCAAAAAUAAAAGCUCUGCAAAGCAGCCGCCGCAGAACACUCCACUGACUCAAAACAUUUGAAUAAAGAACUAUUGCUGCACAUGCAAAUCUGAAAAAAAGGUUAUACGCGGCAGACGAACUCAUUUGAUUUCUCGCCGCUGGCGAAUAACGAACAACAGCACUUGAGAAAGGCGGGUAUGAAAAGGCUAGUGCUUAGAAACUCCAGCCUCUAAAUUGUGGUAAAAUAAUCUGGAUAUAUAAAUUAUAGAACGAGAUAUUAAAACGUAUUUAAGUAUUGUAGAUUGUUUAGGUUUUUUAAGGAAUAUUCCACAGUAGGUAUCGUGCUCCUUGUCACUUUCUUUGAGCGUUAUAGUAUUUUUUAGAGGUUUUGUAACAUCUUUCAUAAAUUGUUUCUUAAAUGGGAUAAACCUGUAUUGCCCGAUGAUGCUCAAAGAUAUUCAUAUAACUAAGCUGACUUUGUCAGCAAUUUGUGGGGCGAAUGCUCCCAUGUUUAUGGUUUGACCAAAUUUAACAAGAAUUUGACAGACACUUAGAAAAUAAUAUUGUAUAACAAAAAAUUGCCCACUAUAUUCGGCGCGUCAAAAUUUUAACAUAUAUGAAAUUAAUAAGUGUACAGGACAUCGAUAAUGCUUAACCUCGGACUAUGAAGUCGGUUAAUCCUGUUGCUAAUUUUUUAAUCGACAGAAAUUCAUGAAUUUCUUGCCGAGAAAAUCUACCGAAUUCGGGCUGAGAAAAAUCAAUCUUAACACAAGAUUUCUCCAUGUUUCAUUUUACCUCUAAAUCUACCCAACUUUAUGGUUGCUUGGGUGAUUCCAAAUUAAAAAAUAAAUUCAGAAGUCGUAAUCCGCAAACAAGGAAAUUGCUAAAGAAAAUAAUCUUAAUCAUUUAGUGGGCGCCUUCUGAAAUUUAAAGCUUGGCUUUUGGGGUUUGAAGACAAUGCUUCAUGUCGGAGAAAUACAUAGAUCCUCUAUGAUAACGAAUCUUUGCGAUGGAGAGGGGCUAAAAACUUGAAUUGAUAAAACAGUGUGCUAAUGUUAUUAACCAACUCCAUGCGAAACAUUAUCCAUGCAAUAAAAUUGAAUUGUUUUCAAAUGC